Aphis gossypii (cotton aphid) is the source of this 600-nucleotide messenger RNA. RefSeq lists its product as uncharacterized. Bases 1 to 600 code for a protein of 199 amino acids. The transcript is spliced from 2 exons. Lineage: Eukaryota; Metazoa; Arthropoda; Insecta; Hemiptera; Aphididae. The record is from RefSeq and is a predicted model, not a curated record.
AUGAAAAAACAUGAAGGCAAUGUUAAUACACUAUUGAAAUGGCGUUUGAAUUCCAAUAAGAUUUUGCCCGGUGAUUUGAUGUCUUUUAAAUCAAUCGACACUGUUAUUGAUGAAAACGAAAUCGUAAACUUUCCAACUGAAUUUUUGAAUUCUCUGGAUUUGCCAGGAAUGCCACCACACAACCUUCAAUUGAAAAUUGGUUCACCAAUUAUUCUUCUACGUAAUUUAAACCCACCUCAAUUAUGUAACGGUACACGUUUAGUCAUAAAAAAAAUGACCGAAAAUAUUCUUGAAGCAACAAUUUUGUCGGGAAAAUUUAAAGGAGAUAUCGUCCUGUUUCCACGUAUUCCACUGAUAGCGUCGGAAUCUCCAAUACCGUUUAAAAGGCUCCAAUUUUCGAUUUGUCAAGCUUUUACGAUGACUAUAAAUAAAUCUCAAGGCCAAACAAUGUCUAUUUGCGGUUUGGAUUUGGAAAACACGUGUUUCUCACACGGACAGCUAUAUGUUGCCUGCUCACGUGUAGGAAAACCAUCAAAUCUAUUCGUGUUAGCGAAAGACAGGUUAACCAGGAAUGUUGUACACAAAGUAGUACUUAGAUAA